Messenger RNA from Emiliania huxleyi CCMP1516, 804 nucleotides. RefSeq lists its product as hypothetical. Lineage: Eukaryota; Haptophyta; Isochrysidales; Noelaerhabdaceae. The record is from RefSeq and is a predicted model, not a curated record. The coding region runs from base 1 to 804 and encodes 267 amino acids. The transcript has 2 exons.
AUGUCCAUCCAGCGCCGCACGCCGCCCGCGCACUGGGGCAGCGACCCGACCUACCACGCGUACGCCAAGGUGCUCGUCGCUCAGGCGCUCACGAUCGCGCUGGCCAACGAGCCGGUGCCGCGCGAGGGCGGCGGCGGCGGCUGCGGUCAGCACGUCUGGUGGCUCGGUGCGCGCGCCGUGCACCUCUUCUCGGUCUGCGGCGUCGUCGUCGAGAGCUACCGGCGCGACAGCAGCAGUCACUUCAUGAUCGACGACUCGACCGGGUUGCUGCCGUGCAUCUGGUGGGACGGCGCAGCCACAGAGGCCGGGCCGUCGAGGCAGCCGCGGGCGGCGCCUCCGCUCGGCGCAUGCCUGCACGUGCACGGGAGCCUGUCUUACUUUCGCGAGUCGCGGCAGCUGCGCGUCGACUGCGCGUGGCCCGAGCCCGACCCGCUCGGCGAGCCUCUCCACUGGGCAGAGGCGCAGAGGAUGUGGGAGGCGACAUACCACCGAGCCUUCCGAUACCCGGGCGCGGCGGUGGCGCCGCAAAGCGCGCCGGCUGGGCUGGCCGAGGGAGCGGUCGAGCCGGCAGCGGGCGCCGUGUCGGGCGAGGCGGCUGCGCUCGCGCGCGAGGAGGGUCGCGCGGGCGCAGUGGGCGUCUCGCUCGCGGAGCUGCGGAAGUCGGUGCGCGCGGGCGGCUGGCAGGCUCGAUUGGCCGACCUCGAGCCGAGUGUCGAGCGGCUGGUGGAGGGGAGCCUCCUCUACGUGGCGCAUGACGGCGGUCCGGCCGGCAGAGACCGUCUGUAUCGGCCUGUCGGCCCGUGA